Brachypodium distachyon (stiff brome) is the source of this 1567-nucleotide messenger RNA. Its product is annotated as cytochrome b561 and DOMON domain-containing protein At4g17280. NCBI's taxonomy places the organism in Eukaryota, Viridiplantae, Streptophyta, Magnoliopsida, Poales, Poaceae. The record is from RefSeq and is a predicted model, not a curated record. The transcript is spliced from 3 exons. The coding region runs from base 130 to 1323 and encodes 397 amino acids.
CUGCUUCCAGCUCCGGAAGAACCCCCCAAAACCGCAGCCUUUCCUUUCCUCUCCGUUCCCCACCCCGACGCGUUAAACUCUCCCCUGAGAAGAGAUUCCCCUCUCCGUCCUCUGAGCUCCGAAGCAGCCAUGUCCGUCGCGCGGGUUCUCGCCCUGUUCCUAGUCUCCGCCGCGGUUGUCUCGUCGCCGGUGCGCGCGGCGUCGGCCGGGGGCGCGUGCACGGCGGACAAGUUCUCCAACAACAGGGUGUACGCGGCGUGCGCGGACCUACCGACCCUGGGCGCGUCCGUGCACUGGACCUACGACGCCGCGGCCUCGUCCCUCUCCGUCGCCUUCCUCGCGACCCCGCCCUCCGCCGGCGGCUGGGUCGCCUGGGGCCUCAACCCGACCGGCCAGGGCAUGAGCGGCACGCAGGCGCUCGUCGCCGCGCCCACGGCCGCCUCCGGCGGCGCGUACGGCGUCCAGACCUACGACAUCUCCGGAUACUCGCUCGGCUCCCCCGGGCCCAUCGCGUACAAGACCUCGGGCCUGGCCGCCGAGGCCGGCGCCGACGGCCGCGUCCGGAUGUUCGGCACGCUCGUGCUCGGGAACAGCACCGGGCAGGAGGUCAACCAGGUCUGGCAGGUCGGGUCCGUCUCCGGCGGGAGCAUCGGCGUCCACGCCAUGGCCGCCGCCAACACCGGCGCCAAGGGGAAGCUCAACCUCGUUACCGGGGCCAGCACCGCCAGCGGCGGUGGGGGCAGCGUCCUCAGGAAGAAAAAUACACACGGAAUCCUGAAUGCUGUGAGCUGGGGGAUUCUACUGCCCAUGGGGGCCAUAGUUGCUAGAUAUAUCAAGACAUUCAAGUCAGCGGAUCCUGCUUGGUUCUACGUCCAUGUAGCUUGCCAGCUGAUUGGGUAUGGCGUUGGCGUGGCUGGCUGGGCCACUGGUAUUCACCUAGGAAAUUUGUCCAAGGGGAUCACCUACUCGCUCCACAGGAACAUUGGCAUCGCAGUGUUUGCUCUUGGCACCCUUCAGAUCUUUGCGCUGUUCUUGAGGCCCAAGAAGGAGCACAAGUUGCGGGUGUACUGGAACGUGUACCACCACUCGGUGGGCUACACGAUCCUCAUCCUGGGCAUCGUCAACAUCUUCAAGGGCAUGAACAUCCUGAGCGUGGAGCAGAAGUGGAAGACGGCGUACAUCAUCGCCAUCGGCAUCCUCGGCGGCAUCGCCGUGGUCCUGGAGGUGAUCACCUGGAGCAUCGUCCUGAAGAGGAGGAAGACGGAGCAGGACAAGGCCUACAACGGCGGCGCCUCCAACGGCCACUUGCCGCUCUCCAUGUGAUUCGUCUCAACUCUUCACUGAUUCCUCUUGAGCUGCGUGUGUGUGUGUGUGUAUGUGUGCAUUGGGCAGAAAUAUGUAGGUUACAUUAGGGGGUUUGUGAUCUUGCAUCUUCUUCUCUCUCAUUUUUUUGUAUGAAUCACAUAGAUAUGUGUAUACUGCUGCACAUUAUACUAUAUACCUGAGAUGAGAUGGGAGAGAUGCUGAUCGGUUGAUGCUAUACGGUCUUGUGUCUCUUGAGUGUGCA